AUGCAUCAAGUCUACCAUAUUUAUAUCUCAGGUAAUAAACUGUUUGAAUAUGAACAAGAAUGGAGAAAAAUUAAAGGUGUAUUUACGGACAUCUCAAGUAUUUCGAAUACACUCAGAAGAAAUAUUCAUCAAUAUGAACAAAAUACAGAGUCUAUUAGUGUUAUACCGACUGACAUUAAUGAUAAUCUAAAUGAACUCGAUUCAUCAUUUAUGUAUUCACAAUUAUUAAAAGAAAUGCUUCUUGAAAUUAAAUACGACCAACAAGCAAAAGCACAAUUUGUUAAAUUCUGCCAAGAUAAAUAUUCUCAUAGCGUUGGAAUAUUGCAUGCCAUUGAUAAUUUUGAACAGAAUUAUUACUUGCACUCACCAAUCUGGUGGUAUACGAAAGAACCGUUCAUCUAUUUAGUACUUAAUAGAGCAUUGAGAUUGCAAAAUAUUGAUGUUAUACUUAAAAUGGGAUUUUUCAUACAAGAUCUUCAUCGACAAAUUGAACAAUUAUAUUCGAAAAAAAAUCAGACGGCAGACUUGACUCUCUAUCGUGGUCAAGGUAUGUCAAAUACUGAAUUUGAAAAAUUGAAGAAGAACGAAGGUGGUCUUCUUGCAUUUAAUAAUUUCUUAUCAACAAGUUAUGAUGAAGAAGUCUCUAUUGCUUUUGCUACAAGUGCAUCAGAUGAUCCAGAAUUAAUAGGAAUUCUCUUUCGAAUACAAGUUAGUCCGUUAGUUGCAUCUGCUCCAUUUGCGUCAUUGGAUAGUAUCAGCUACUAUUCAGAUUCAGAAAAAGAAACUCUUUUCUGUAUGCACACUAUAUUUCGAAUUAGUUAUAUAAAGCAAAUUCAAAAUCGAAUCUGGCAAGUGCAAUUGGCACUAACUAGUGAUCAUGAUGAACAACUUCAGCGUCUUACUGAACGUAUACGAUAUGAAACUCGAGGACAAGUAGGAAACUAUAGAUUGGGCACAUUAAUGAUCAAGAUGGGUGAUUUUCAAAAAGCUGAAUUAUUUUUUAAAACACUCAUCGAACAAACAUCUGAUAAUAACUGGGAGCUUCUUUCUCAUCUCUAUAAUCAAAUGGGAUUCGUAUAUAAAAGCAUAGGCAACUAUCCUAAUGCUCUUGCUUAUUUGGAUAAGGCACUUCAUGCUAAAUUACAAUAUCUUUCACCGAAUCAUCUUGACUGUGCUACAACAUAUAGUAAUAUUGCUACGGUGUACGAAGUGAUGGGAAAUUACUCAACAGCUUUGUCGUAUUUUCAAAAGACACUUGAGAUUCAAGAAAAAUCUUUACCAUCCAUUCAUUCAGACUUAGGCACAACUUACAAUAAUAUUGGACUAGUGCAUCGUUCGAAUGGAGAUGCUUCAAAUGCAUUAUUAUAUUUUCAAAAGUCACUUGAAAUCCAACAACAAAGUCUUCCACCAUCUCAUCCUGAUUUAGCUUUAACAUAUGGUAACAUAGGAGCUGUAUAUCAAGUUUUGGGCAAAUACUCAACUGCAUUGUCAUAUGUCCAAAGAGCUCUCAAUAUGCAAGAAAAAUCUCUACCGCCUACUCAUCCUCAUUUGGCUAUGACUUACGCCAACAUCGGUAUAAUAUAUGAUGCAAUGGGAGAUUACAAUACUGCUCUUUCAUAUUAUCAAAAAACUCUAAAUAUACACGAAAAGGUUCUUCCGUCUUCUCAUCCUGACCUGGCUGUGAUGUAUGGUAACUUGGCCGGAAUAUAUUAUUCGAUAGAAAAUUAUAUGGCUGCAGUAGAAUACUACAAAAAAUCAAUUAAAAUCCAAGAAAAAAUUGUUCCACAGAAUCAUCCUAGCUUAGCAACUACUUACAAUAAUAUUGGUAGUGUUUAUAAUGCCAUAAAUGAACCAUCAAUAGCUCUUUCAUAUUAUAAGAAAACAUUAGAAAUAGAAGAAAAAUACCUUUCUCCUAUGCAUCCCACUUUAGCCACGACUUACAACAAUAUCGGAAUGGCACACGAUACAAUGAAGGAUUAUGCGACUGCAAUCUCUUACUAUGAACAAGCACUUGAAAUUUAUCUUAAAAAUUAUUCACCAGACCAUCCUGAUUUAGCAGACGUAUAUAACAAUAUUGGUGUAGCAAACUAUCAAAUUGCAGAUCAUGAGACAGCAAUUAAAUUUUGUAAAAAAGCACUCGAAAUACGAGAAAAAUCUCUUCCAGCAACUCAUCCCGAUAUAGCACGUGCUUAUAAUAACAUAGGUGUAAACUAUGGAUUAAUAGGGGAAUAUUCUUCUGCUUUGAUCUAUUUUGAAAAGGCCUUGCAAAUUCUCGAAAAAGCUCUUCCUUUAAAUUAUCUCCUACUAGCAUCAGUUCACUACAGUAUGGCAAAGACAUUUGGAGAUUUCUUUCAAUACUCAGAAGCUAUUGAGCAUACAUUACGAGCCAUCGAUGCAAUAAAUCAAUCAAAAGAACCAAACAGUCCUCAAAAGCAGAAAUAUCAAGAUUAUCUUAACGAACUUCGACAAAAGAUAUGA
This is a messenger RNA of Rotaria sp. Silwood2, 2478 nucleotides long. The record is from the annotation of a GenBank genome assembly. Lineage: Eukaryota; Metazoa; Rotifera; Eurotatoria; Philodinida; Philodinidae.